Dentiscutata erythropus is the source of this 321-nucleotide messenger RNA. NCBI's taxonomy places the organism in Eukaryota, Fungi, Glomeromycota, Glomeromycetes, Diversisporales, Gigasporaceae. The record is from the annotation of a GenBank genome assembly.
AUGGUCACCUUUACAAUUGAAGAUGCUAUAAAAUUGGUUAUUACAAAAAUUUGUACUCAGAUGAAUAUUAAUGAAGACGAAAGUGAGGACGUAAUUAAGCACAUUUCAAAUGACCUCUCACAUGAAGAGCGUACUUUCUUUAACGACUUAACCGCUAAACUAAAUUCUCAUGAGAGACAAGAUGAUUAUAAUAUUAACAAUGGAUGCGAUUUCACUACAAGCCUUACUGCCAAGAUAAAAGAUUAUAUUGCCGAACAGUCAAGGAUACGGUAUGGUGAUGACUCAACGAAUAUAUUUACCUUAGGUGGUAGCUUUCCUUGA